Messenger RNA from Amphibalanus amphitrite, 3415 nucleotides. It is a transcript of the gene Epp, whose product is annotated as protein UBASH3A homolog. The coding region runs from base 119 to 2083 and encodes 654 amino acids. Gene Ontology annotation, molecular function: protein binding. The record is from RefSeq and is a predicted model, not a curated record. NCBI's taxonomy places the organism in Eukaryota, Metazoa, Arthropoda, Thecostraca, Balanomorpha, Balanidae. The transcript has 13 exons.
UCUGCCGAGUUGUUGAUGUUGUAGGAUGAUACCUAAUGGAUUCGAAUCUUUUCUAGGUCUCUUCAUGUAGGUAGUCUGAUACAAGGCUAUAUAAACCGUCUGAUACAAAAGUCUCAUCAUGGCGUCAUUACCUCCUAGAAAAGGUUCAACACCAUCAAAAGGUGCCAGACAAAGCAGCCUGUCUUCUCUGGAAGUCCUUCUGCAACUGGGGUUUUCUCAAAACAGAGCUGAGAAGGCGCUGGCCGCCACCGGCGACCGGGGCGUCCAGCUGGCCUCCGACUGGCUGCUGGCUCACGUCAACGACCCGCACAUCGACGCCGCCGAGCCGCGCGACUUCUACCUCUACCUGUGCCCGACGGGCGCGCUGCUCCAACAGCUGACGCACUUCCGGCGCCGCGCGCUGGCGCAGUGCGGCCGCAACGGCGCGCACGCCCUCCUGCCGCACGUCACCCUGGCCGCGCCGUUCAAGGUGCCGCACCACCUGGUGACGGCCGCGGCGGAGGCGCUCGACCAGGUUGUCGCCUGUCACCUGGCGCAGCUGCCCGACCGCUGGCCACUCGAGCGAUACGUCUCACAAAACUACAUGGGCCUCUUCCUAAACGACGGCCAGGCGGACGUGCUGAAAAAGAUGACGGCCCAGCUGGCGCGGGAGCUCGACAGGCACAACGUCCAGCUGGAGCCUCAGACCAAGUCGCUCCACCUGACGAUGGCCUACCAGUUUCCGGCGGCGCACUUUGCCCAGCUGGAGGAGCUCUCCAAGGCCGUCGACCCAGAGGCCAGCAGCGUGUGGGAGCUGCGGCUGUACUCGCGGGACCCGCGCCUCCACGGCCGAGAGGUACACCGGGUGUUGUACGCGCACGUGCCGCGCGAGUCUGACGAGCUGGAGCUGGUGGUGGGCGACUACGUGUACGUGUCGCGCGACUCUGUGCAGAGCUCGCCGGACGGCUGGGUGGCGGCCACCUCGUGGCUGACGGGUCAGAGCGGACACCUGCCGCUCAACUACAUCCAGCCCACGGCCGAGUCCGACUCCUGGACUCUGCACAGGGCGGUGCCGCUGUCUGUGACGGCGCUGGCUGAGGAGGGGGACCGGCCGGCGCACGCCAGCAGCCAGGAGCGGCUGCGCCAGUCGCUGUCCUCGCUGGGCUCGCAGUCGUCCUUGCAGGAGGGCGCCGCCGCCGCCGACCGGCCGCGCUCCGUCUACGACAACGUGCUGGUCACCGACGACCCGCCGGUGCGACCGGCCGCUCCCGCCGGCGGCGCGCCGGCGGUGCGCCCCGCGCCGGCAGCCGAGCCGGCCGGGCCGCGCCAGCUGUGGGUGGCCAGGCACGGCGAGCGGGUCGACUUCACCUACGGACAGUGGAUCCCGUUCUGCUUCGACGAGACGGGCAAGUACGUGCAGAAGGACCUGAACAUGCCGGUGACGCUGCAGGCGCGCCCGGACGGCCCCAAGGGGUUCGCCAAGGACUCGCCGAUUACACAGGUCGGCCGCGUCCAGGCGCGACUCACCGGCGAGGCGAUGAAGCGCCACAAUGUGAAGAUCCACCACGUCUUCUGUUCGCCGAGCCUGCGCUGCGCCGAGACGGCCUACUUCAUCCUGGCCGGUCUGGGCCUGCAGCAGCAGCUGCCGCUGCGCAUGGAGCCCGGCCUGUUCGAGUGGCUGGUGUGGUACGCCGACGGGCUGCCGUCGUUCCUCAGCCCAGAGGAGCUGCGCAGCUGGGGCUUCAACGUGGACACGGCCUACCGACCGCUGGUCAGCGUGCACGAGCUGCGCGAGCGCUCCGAGAGCUGCGAACAGUACUACGCGCGCAGCCACUUCGUCACGCAGGGCGUGCUGCGCUCCACCGGCAGCGGUAACGUACUCCUGGUGGGCCACGCGGCCACGCUCGACUGCUGCACGCGCCAGCAGACGGGCCACCAGGCGCGCUCAGCGGCCGAGCUGCGCUCCUUCCUGGGUAAAAUCCCCUACUGCAGUAUCGUGGCCAUGGAGGAGCGCAGCGGCGGCCACUGGCACCUCAAGGAGGCCCCGUUCCCGCCGCUGACGCACUCGCACAACCAGCGCUUCGACAUAUCCAUACUCAAGUAGGCGGGCUGGCGGGGCCCCCAGCGCCGGCAGCUGUCCGCCGCCGUGGGUGGUCCGUUGGCACCCCGGGCCUCGCCGGGUGGCCGGCCGCCCUUCUGUCUACAGUGGACCGAGGACAGCUGCCUCUCCUCGGACACUGUGGCUCCGUGCGCCGCCGUCCGGCGCCGUGCGCCGCCGUCUGUAGUGGCCAGCCGACCGGCGCUACGCGCGCCACAUCUCCCCGGCGUGCGCUGACCGCGCGGCUCGUGUGCUCUCGCUGGACGCGUGCUAUGUAUCUGGGGGAGUGGUCGGGUGGUGCCGCUCACAAUCAGCCGCCGCUCCGCUCCGGUCCGGCCGCCGGGACAGAGUUCCCGCUCUCCGGUCCGGCCGCCGGGACAGGGUCCCCGCUCUCCGGUCCGGCCGCCGAGACAGAGUCCCCGCUCUCCGGUCCGGCCGCCGGUGCUCGGCGCCGGGACAGAGUCCCCGCUGCCCGGUCCCGGUGCGUCAGUCGGGCGGAGAAGAAGCCUGAUCGCCUGCCCAGCAAAUGUGGCCCGCGGGCGGGAUCAAUACUUCCCAUGAGUGGAAUUGUGCUUACUAGUCCUUGUGCUAUUUAUUGUUUGAGUCUAAAUUCCAUUUCACGAGCGUUUCGUAUGAGACUAGACGUGGUGCGCAGAAUGGGCGCCGCGACUUUGAUCAUGCUAUGUUCCUAUAGGAUCACUGAACUCCAGGCUCCUCAGACUAACUUACGGUGGAGCCGUUGUCUGUUUUAUUUUCUUUGUGUUGGGGCGGACCGCCCGGCGUUCCCGCCGCUCAGUUCGCCGGCUGCCGGCUGCCGGCGCGGCCGGGGGGACCGUGAACGGCCUCAGUCUGUGGACAGGUGGUGACGCUCCGGUCGCAUAUUGUGACUGUCGGCCGUGGGCGUCUGCGCGUGAUGGCAGCUCCGUCUCCCAGCCUGUGCUCGGCGCUGCGUCAGCGUGCUGCCACCGUGGCGGCCGAGGCCGGCAGCCCGUCGUCGGAGCUCGGUCGGCCGCCGGUCCGGGCUCUCCACCGGCGCCCCGGUGGCGCUGGCUGUUUUGGAGGCCGUCUUGUUGUUCCGCCGUGGCCUGGUGCGCGGCGCCGUCCCUGGCUCGGCCCACUGCCGUCGGGCUGUGCCGGAUGGGACUGAGGUCUGGGCGGUUUUCUACUUGCCGACGGAGUUGUGUGCGUGUGUGUGCGAGUAUUUAUAGGCGAGCGGUGGCCGGCAAUGCGUCCGUUAUUUUUGCCCAGGAUGCGUCCGUGACUGUGAGCGGUGUUUGUCCAUCAUGUUGUUGAUGUUAAUCUGUUAAUGCUGAUGUUAAAUAAUUACUUUUUUACGUA